Molecule: messenger RNA, 4390 nt
Organism: Spathaspora passalidarum NRRL Y-27907
Lineage: Eukaryota; Fungi; Ascomycota; Pichiomycetes; Serinales; Debaryomycetaceae
Product: serine/threonine protein kinase
Exons: 1
Coding region: 77-3976 (1299 amino acids)
Biological process (GO): protein phosphorylation; intracellular signal transduction
Cellular component (GO): cytoplasm
Molecular function (GO): protein serine/threonine kinase activity; ATP binding
Source: RefSeq, a predicted model, not a curated record
CAACAGCAAGAGCAACAAAUCAUCCUCAUCCUCAGCAACGUCGUUAUCACCAACAACAACAACAACAUAAUCAAUUAUGUCAUCUUCGUCUCCCCUAAUGCAAAGUUCUACGGCAAUUAACUGUUCUCAUAACAAUAGCAACAUGAGUACCAACACAACUACAACUACCGCCACUACAAGCACUUCGACUACCACCAGUAGAAAACAAUCAUUUAUAUUGAAUAAAAACGGCACAACUGCUGCGGUUGCAAGUCCCACAAUUGGUAUAUCGACAUUUGAUCCUAUAUCUGGACACACGGAUUAUACCCAUGAUAACAAUAUUAUCUCCUCACAAUGUUCUCCAUUAGGCUCCCCAAGACAAUUACCACAAGAUGAUUUUAGAAGUAAUAUAUUUAAUAACGUUAACGGGAUAUUCCUGUCAAACGACAGUAGAAGUAAUUCAAUAACUUCUUUGAAAGAACACUUGCAUAAUCAUCAUCAAAAUUCCAUCCACAAGCGAGCAUCUUCAGAUGUUGAAUUUGUUCCUCCUCAACAUAAACCAGAAUUGUUAUCACCUCGAUCAAAAUUUGCAACCACUACUCCAAAUACCCCUCAGCCUAAUAUAUUCAAUAGCUAUCCAUACAAGUCAUAUCAUUCAUCCCCAGUUAAGGAAACUAAUCGUGUACUUUUAGAAUAUGAUCCUAUAAAUAGAAGAAAAGUAUUGAAUACUUAUGAAAUUUUACGAGAAAUUGGUCGUGGUGAACAUGGGAAAGUUAAGUUGGCAAAAGAUUUAAUCAAUAAUGAUUAUGUGGCUAUAAAAAUUGUCAAUAGGAAAUCUAAAAAGGAAAGACCAUCACUUAGACUUCGGAAAGAGUCAAGACCGAGUCAUCACCUUAGUGAUUAUGAAUUGAAAAUUAAGCGAGAAAUCGCCAUUAUGAAAAAAUGUCGUCAUAAGCAUAUCGUCUCAUUGCGUGAAGUAUUGGAUGAUGUAAAUUCAUACAAGAUUUAUCUUGUUUUGGAAUAUAUGGAAAAGGGGGAAAUUAAAUGGAAAAGAUCUCCUACUGAUAAACCAACUGAAGAAAACGAAUCUGAUAUCCCAUGUUGUGGAAGUUUAAUUCAACAACCAUAUUUUGGCAAGGGAAAGAAGAGAUAUAGCCUUGAUGAAAAUGACUUAUUAUCCAAUGAAUUUUCUCCAAAUUUAACAUUCAAACAAGGAAGAAGAAUCUUCCGUGAUGUAUUACUUGGAUUAGAAUAUUUACAUUUGCAAGGAAUUGUUCAUCGUGAUAUCAAACCAGCAAACUUAUUAGUCUCAGCUGAAAAUAUUGUCAAGAUUAGUGAUUUUGGAGUAUCAUUUGCAUCAUCCUUAAGUGAAACUGAAGAAGGGCAUUUGGUCAAUGAAUUAGAUUUAGCUAAAACUGCAGGAACACCAGCUUUCUUUGCUCCAGAAUUAUGUCGAUUUGGCGAUAUAACAUCACCAGCUAGUUCAGCCUCAAGUUCUGUUUCCCUUGAUCAAUUUAAAACCCCAAAGAUUGAUUACAAAAUUGAUAUUUGGGCAUUGGGUGUGACAUUAUACUGCAUAUUAUUUGGAAGAGUUCCAUAUAAUGCUGAUUCAGAAUAUGAAUUGUUUCAAGUGAUUGUUAAUAACCCUUUGGAAUUCCCAGAAACCAAGGAAUCGUUUAAUUCACCAGGUCCAGUCACAGACGAAGAAUUUAAUUUGGCUAAAGAUUUGUUAUCUAAAUUAUUGGACAAGGAUAACACUACAAGAAUUGAUAUCAUUGAAAUCAAAGAACAUCCGUUUACUUUAAUGGACUUGGAAAAUGAUUUAGAAGGAUUGAGUGAAUUAUUCACCCUUAAUCAAACAUUACAAGAAGAAAAUCCUUUGAAUUUUAAUUUGGAAGAGCAUGAUAUCGUUCUGCAACAAGAAAUUGAAAAUGCCGUUAUUGGAAUUGGUACCAGAAUUAAACGGAAUCUAGUUAAAGCAAUUAGAGCGGGUGGCUGGAAAGAUCAAGAAAUUAGAAAUAAGUUUGCUGCAUUACAAUUGGAACAUUCAAAGAGCGGAUCAAGCGAAGAGUCAAGUGGUUGUUCAAAUUUUAAUUCUCAAACAAAAUUAAGCAAUUUACAAAAUAUAGAUAAUCACAAUCAUUCCAUGAUUUUAUCGGAAGGAUUACAAGUGACUGCUACUCCACCGCCCAUUCAAUUACAAUCAGGAUGGACAAAUUCAGUUUCUCGUGUUGCAUCCCAUGACCAACAUCCACCACAUGUCCCAUCGGCAUUAGCCCACCAAUUGCCAGUAUCGUCAUCAUCAUCAACGACUUCACAUAGCUUUUCAUCACCUUUUUCUUUUGCUGGCAUAAGAGAAGGAGAAAGAGUCACUGGUAGAAGUUUAUUACAAGAAAUGAUUGAAUCGCAUAGUAAUAGUUCAAGCAGAAGAGGGAGUAGUUCAGGCGGAGUACUUUCUGAAGCACCACAAAUUGAAACUAAAAGAAAUGUUGGGGGAGAUUUAUAUUUGAAGAAUCAAUCAGUUGUGGAAACAUUUAAAGGAAUCCAACAACAAGAUGAUAAACGAAGAAGGUCAAGUUUAUUCUCAUUGCAUUCCCAAAAUUCAUCUAAUAAUACCAAGAAUAAUUCUAUAUCUUCCACACAUGAAGAAUACUCAAGAAAUCACCCAUAUCAACAACAACAACAUCAUCAUCAUCAUCAUCCAAAUACGAAUAUUGCUGCUCCAAUCCCAGUUCCGGUGGCGAAUUUGAAAACUAAUAUGACAGGUAGUACUGCUAAUACUUCCAAUUAUAUGAACAACAAUGGUGGUUUACAUUCUGAAAUGAGUAGUAGACCAUCAUUAAAAGUUGGACCAAUUACAUUACCUUCUGUAUUUAAUACUAAGGAUGUUGCCACAAUUAUAGAUAUCGAUGAUAACCCUGAAUCUUCUGUAAUGUCACUUCCAUUAAGUGAGAGUUAUGCAUCAUUAGACAGUAUAAAUGAUGAAUAUUUGUCUAUGAAAUAUGAAGAGUUUACUAAUAGUAGGAACCUAAAUUGUCAAUCAGAAGCUCUACCAGUCAUAGUGGAAAAUGGCAAGAAGUUAAGAAAAUCAAGUUUUUCAGAAACUUAUUUGAAAGAGUUGGACCAAGAUUUAGAUAUUAAAGAAAUUAAUCAAAAGUUUAAAACUUUCAAUCUUGGAGACCUGAUGAAAUCAAACCAGGAUUUGGAGAAUAUUGAUAAGGACAAUACAAUUGCACCCAGGACAAAAAUUAGAUAUUCUUGGUCAUCCUCUUCUACUAGUAGUUCAUCCUCACAAGAUGAUGGAGCAAGUGGAUCUGAUGAAGAAUCUGAUGAAGAAAAUUUAACGUUGGCCUUUUCAUCCAAAGUCACUCCACUCAGACCAGGUUUGUUAUCUUUUAAUAAUCGAGCAAAAUCCCAUGAAUCAAAUUUACCUCGAUUAGUUCAUCAUCCAAGUCGAGAUUUACCAGCUGUGGUCUUUCAUGGAGCUUUGCCUGAAUUUGAAGAUGUACCUAUGGAUUUGAUGGAUGCAAGUGUUACUGCUGGCUCAUUAAUGAAACCAAGUGGAAGAUUAAUUCCACCUAGUGAGCCAUUAAAUCAAAACCGUUCUUUGGGUUCGAGUACUGGUUCACAAGCUACCUUAACUGCAGAAGGAAUACAGGCUGAUUCUUCGGUUGAAACUACAUUAAUUCCUGAAAAAAGUGAACUGAUGACUAAGAUAAAGCUUUUACAACUGCAACUUUCUAAGAAGAAUAUGCAACCAAGGAGGGGACUACGUGAGAACAUAUUUCAUAACCAAUUUAAUAAUCAUUAUAAGAAAGAUCCAAUCUAUUCACCAUUUCCAUCACGAUCUCAUCAUUUAGAUAAUGAUAAGAAGAGUAUGAAUAAAGAAGAAAUUAGACCAAAUUCAUAUAGGUCAAAUUCAGUUACAUUAGAAUUAUUACAACAUCAACGGCAUUUAUUUGAACAACAACAAAUUGAACAAUCUCAAGAAAAGUAGAUUACUUUGUAUGUGGUUUUUUAUGUUUGUAUUUUAGAAUUUUCUAUUCUUAUUUUGCAUUUAUUAUAUGAUACUUAUUAUAUAUUACAAGUGUAAGCUCGAUGUAGUGAGUCUGUCGUGAUUUCUAAUAAAGGUUAGCAUAUCCUGCAAAAACUGGUCACGUGAGUCUUGUUAAUUUAGGUUGCUAAUUACUGUUUAGCAAUUUCCAUUGUCACUUUCUUCUUGUUAUUUUGCUUUUUUACCAUCCAUCCUGCUUGAUUACGUGCUACCCACUCUGUCUUAUUCUCUAUGGCUUCUCUACUCCAAUGCUUAGUCUAUCUAUUGUUGGCUGGCACUUCUUUAGUGAGUCUAGAAAAUUGUGAAGAGCAACACCGAAUAUAGGCUUUCCCGCUUCCCCAUCAGUCUCGCGCAAAG